GCCACCGCCCAAUGGGGGUGGGCACAGGGGCGGGAUUCGCAGGGUGUGUGUGAGCUUAGGGCGGCCAGCAGCAGCAGCGGCGGCACUUUUUCUUGCCCUCAGACUGUCAGUGGUGGAGUCGGCGGCCGCGGAAGGGAGGCAGGCAGGCAGGCAAGCAAGCAAGCAAGGAAGCAAGCAAGCAAGCGCGAGCGGGGAGAAGCCAGAGGCGCGGCAUGAUGCGGCUCCGGAGCCUGGCGCUGCUGAGGGACCUGCUGCGGCUCAGCCAGACUGGCGCGACAACAGUUGGCGGCAGCGGCGGCGGAUUGGUCUGUUGCCGCCGCCCGGCGCUGAGGCGUCUCCAUUUCGCUUUGCCUGCCGUUGCCGGCUGUCGGCUGGUGCCCGGCGGCGGCGGCGGCCGCUCUUUAUGCACCCGCUCAGAAGGAAUCCUGGAGGAGCCGGGGAAGGGCCCCCCGAAGCAGCAGCAGCAGCAGCAGCCGCCCUCUUCCUCGGAGGCGGAAAUGCCGCCCUCGGCUGCUGGCAGCAGCAACAACCACGGUUCCGGGCCCGGCCAGGAACCAGGCGGCGUGGCGGAAAAUAAGAUAAAACAAGGUCUCUUGCCUAGUUUGGAGGAUUUGCUGUUCUAUACCAUUGCGGAAGGGCAAGAAAAAAUACCAGUUCAUAAGUUCAUUACGGCUCUGAAAUCCACAGGCUUGCGUACAGCUGAUCCAAGGCUGAAAGAAUGCAUGGAUAUGCUUAGACUGACUCUUCAGACAACUUCUGAUGGUGUCAUGCUAGAUAAAGAUCUCUUUAAAAAGUGUGUUCAAAGCAAUAUCGUCUUGCUUACUCAGGCUUUCAGGAGAAAAUUUGUCAUUCCAGACUUCAUGUCAUUUGCCUCUCACAUUGAUGAAUUGUAUGAAAGUGCUAAAAAACAAUCUGGAGGAAAGGUUGCUGACUAUAUUCCACAGUUGGCUAAAUUCAGUCCUGACUUGUGGGCAGUGUCGGUAUGCACAGUUGAUGGACAGAGGCAUUCUAUUGGAGAUACCAAAGUUCCGUUUUGUCUUCAAUCCUGCGUAAAGCCUUUGAAGUACGCUAUUGCUGUUAAUGACCUUGGCACUGAAUAUGUACACAGAUAUGUUGGUAAAGAGCCUAGUGGACUAAGGUUCAAUAAAUUGUUCCUCAAUGAAGAUGACAAGCCUCACAAUCCUAUGGUGAAUGCUGGAGCAAUUGUGAUUACUUCCUUGAUCAAGCAAGGAGCAAAUAAUGCAGAGAAAUUUGACUAUGUGAUGCAGUUCAUGAAUAAGAUGGCUGGAAAUGAAUAUGUUGGAUUCAGUAAUGCCACGUUCCAGUCUGAAAGAGAAAGUGGAGACCGAAACUUUGCAAUAGGCUAUUAUCUGAAAGAGAAAAAGUGUUUUCCAGAGGGCACAGAUAUGGUUGGCAUAUUAGACUUCUACUUCCAGCUUUGCUCCAUAGAAGUGACCUGUGAAUCUGCCAGUGUAAUGGCAGCGACUCUGGCUAAUGGAGGAUUCUGUCCAAUCACUGGUGAGAGGGUAUUGAGUCCUGAAGCAGUUCGGAACACCUUAAGUUUAAUGCAUUCCUGUGGCAUGUAUGACUUUUCAGGACAAUUUGCUUUCCAUGUUGGUCUACCUGCAAAAUCAGGAGUUGCUGGUGGCAUUCUUUUGGUUGUUCCUAAUGUUAUGGGCAUGAUGUGCUGGUCGCCACCUCUGGACAAGAUGGGCAACAGUGUUAAAGGGAUACACUUCUGUCAUGAGCUGGUUUCUUUGUGCAAUUUCCAUAAUUAUGAUAACUUGAGGCACUUUGCAAAGAAGCUUGAUCCUCGCAGAGAAGGUGGUGAUCAGAGGCCUUCCUUUGGACCGUUGGAUUAUGAGAGUCUUCAGCACGAACUUGCAUUAAAAGAGACUGUGUGGAAAAAAGUGUCACCCGAGUCAAAUGAGGACAUCUCCACCACUGUAGUGUAUAGAAUGGAAAGUCGGGGAGAGCAAAACUAGUAUUCCAGUUUCUUUAGAUUUCAGUUUCAGAUACUUUAAUUCUGUUCUUGAUUUCAGUGUUUUGUAAAACUCCUUGAGAUACCAUAAAUUAGCCUCUAAUUUCAUGCAAAUUGCUUUUUCAGAAAGCAAACUGAAACAAAACCAGAAAAAUGUGUAUUCAUAUGUUUAAGGAAUGAAUUCAAAAGGAAUGUUUUAGGAUGUUGGAAAAUAUAGCAGUAAGGUACAAUACAAAAGGCAUAAUGACAAGGAAAAAUGGCAGCAGUAAAUAUAGGAGAAUUAAUUUCCUAAAAUCUUUUUAGAAGUUUCAGAAUUUCCUUCUAUCUGUACUCUAUGGGUAGGCAAUUAUUCCUUUUGUUUUCCCCCCGAUGAACAGCUUAGAAUUUUGUCCCAAAAACACUUAAAUGGAAGAACUUUAUAUAUUAACAUAGGAAGCUGCCUUGUACCAAAUCUGACCCUUUAUUCAGCUAGCUCAUUGUUGUCUACACUGACUAGCAUCAGCACACUAUGGUCAGAUAGGGAUGUUUCCCAGCCCUAUCUGAAGAUUAAAGUUUCAUGGUUCGAAAUGCAACUUGAUUACAAACAAUACAGUAAGUUAUUGCACUUACGCUAUGUGGACAUGUUUGGAAAUUGAGUUGAAAAACAAACAUUUAUGUACUAAUGUGUAGAACCUUAGCUUGACUGUGUAACUGCUUAUAAAUAUUAACAUAACACGGCAUAUGCUGUUGAUAGUUAGCCCAAUACUCUAAUAGCAUAUUAUAAAAGUGUUUGCAGUGAGCCUUCUGCUUUUGAAACAUGUGACUGUUCUGUUGUUUAGGCUUGGGAAUCCAGGUUAGUAUUUUCAGAUUAAUAUUAUACCAGAGUAAAUUCAGAUUAAUAUUAUACCAGAAACACACACAAUUUGUGUGACAACACUGCUGCAAGGAAUGUGAGAAGUAGCAUUGAUGGUGUAACUGUGUCAUGGUUUGAUCUAGAUCGGGAAUAUAUGCAGCAAGUAGGCUGUGGAAUGGAAUACUGGCCAGUUUCUGGCAGACCAUGGAGUGCCAGCUGGCUACUGAGGUUCUGGGUUAGGUGGACAUCAGUCUGAUCUUGCAAAGCACUAAGGAAGAAAAAGUAGGAUAUGCAGGAUCACUUAACACAAAUUGACUCCCAAGUAUUUAUUUAAGACCUUCAAACUUAUUGUAUAAAAACAGAUUGUAAAAAUGUUGUUUAAAGCAUAAUAAAAACGGACGUUUCGGCAUCAGACACCAGCCUCAGUGUUGUUCCUACUUCUUCUGUACACACAGAUACAGUAAUUUCAUUCAACAAUGUAGGCUAACCGGUUUUGAGUGGUGUGAGGGGAGAAAAGGGAUAAAGAGCCAAGUUCACACAGCCAAGUUCAGAAGAAGUAGGAACAAUACUGAGGCUGGCAUCUGGCGCCGAAACAUCUGUUUUUAUUAUGCUUUUAACAUUUUAAAACAACGUUUUUUCAAGGUUCUAUCAUUUGUGUUUACGCAAUGAAUUUGAAGAUCUUAAAGAAAUACGUGGGAGUCCUUUUAAAUAUGCAUAUUGCAUCGCCAGCUUACCAAUUUAACAUAAAUUGGUUAUGCUUUCACUAUUAGAAGGUCCCUAAUAUGCAAUCUUUCUUUGUAAACCUAAAACACACCCUGGUAGAUCAUGCAUGAGUGAAGUAAUCCCAUCCUGUCCUACAUCAGGAUAUUGAAACUGUCAUUGUGGAAGGAAGAAGAAGAGAGCAGGCUUGUGCCUGUCCAGGUUUAACUAAGGGCUUAUUUGUAUGUGUAAGCAUGUGAGUAUGCACACACUCCUGCAUGCCUGCCUGCCAGCCAUCCUCCCUGGGGAGAGAUUUGGAGUAUACAUUGGUCUUGUUAUCUACAUGUGAUUUCCAUCUCCCACUCUUAUGGAGAAAAGUAAACGUCUGAACUGGGAGUUCCUACAGUUGGUGAACAUGGCAUUUCUUUAGACACAGGGGAGGGGGAGUAGCAAGCCCAAGCCCUGCUAUCUCCAGGAAGAAUCCUAGGAAGGUAAACCUUGUCCAUACUGACUCUCAGAUAAACAGAGGUCUUCAUUGAUGAAGUUAGUUGUCCUCCCACACUGAGAUAGAUGGAUAUAACCAAAAGGAAAGAGCAGGACUAUACCAGCCCUGGGAUAUGGUUUUGAAAGAAGCAGCAAAGCAAGCAAAAUCCCCAUGCAGACAGAAGGGUACAUCCCAAAAGCUUCUGAAGCACCAUCAUUGGGAGGGAGAAAUAUGAUUCAUAGAUCACCCUGUAUUGUGCUGACUGGGAAGAAGAUAUAGCUGUUCCUGGAAGUGUUAAGAUGGAAGCUGGCCCCAUUCGGUCUGAUAGUUCCAUCCUUUUGAUUUUGUGGGCGGUGAAUUCUCCCUGGGAGAAACCCGGUGUUGCAUAUUGGUUUGUGCACUCACGUCCCCCUCUCCUCUAUUGCAUAUUUUUCCUCCCAUGUUUCAUAAGGGGUGCUUGCCUCACACUUUGAAAGAAGUGGGUCUACACAGAGUUCGCAUGGAGGAUAGCUUAGUUCAGUGAAACUAUUUAUCUGUGUGGCAUGGAUGCUAAGAGGAUGGAUUUGAAAUAGAUAAUAUCCUGACUCAGCAGCAUGAACUUGUUGCUUCCCUGGGCAGUUGACUUUGUUAGUUAAUUACAAAAUGUUUUGCAUCUCUGAAACAUGUGUCCUUGGCAUGGUUGCUUUAACGGACCUCUUGUGAAUUGUCUUCAGUAGGUUUAAAACUGUAACAGAUUAAUUGGCACUUUAUACUGACACAAUUCCUGGGCCAGACAGACAUUCUAGUCAAUUAAAGAUUAAAAUUUCAUACCCAAGGCUUAAGAGCCAUUCAGCCUAAAGUGUAUAUGUGGAUGUCUAGUAUUAUUCAUGCACAAGAGGCAUUUGUUAUGUGAAUGAGCAUUCUGGCCAAUGUAAGUUUUAUAUUCACAUUUCAUACUAGUUGAAAUAAGAGCCACUUUAAACCUUGUGUAGAAAUGCCCUGUGUGGCAGGGCAUUUGAGCGUAAUUAUGAUAUGAGCGUAGCUGGUCUGAUUAUACAGAGUAAUGGCUACAUUCCAAUGAUGAUCUGUUCAUAUGAACAACAUGACAAUAUCAUGUUAAAAACUGACAGAAUAUUAAGUGUGUUGUCUUAAUAAAGCUUAGUGUACUUUUGUGUUGACAGCAAUAACAGUUCUUGAUAUUCAAGCAUUUUACUUGUUUCUAUUUUUCUAUGCUGGCAUAAUUAAUGCUUCAUUGGAAAUGGAAAUGCUUUUAAACUUUGUUAGCAAGUGUUUGUAUGCUUUUGCCUGAGUUUCAGUGAUUGGUCAUGUGUUACAUUUUUUUUUCAUUUGCCUUGUAUGUUAUUUAUGUUUCUUCCGCACAUAUACUUUUGUAUUACAAUAAAUUUUAUUUUAAGCUGUU
Hemicordylus capensis (graceful crag lizard) is the source of this 5395-nucleotide messenger RNA. RefSeq names its product glutaminase (gene GLS). The record is from RefSeq and is a predicted model, not a curated record. Gene Ontology annotation, molecular function: protein binding; glutaminase activity. The transcript is spliced from 15 exons. NCBI's taxonomy places the organism in Eukaryota, Metazoa, Chordata, Lepidosauria, Squamata, Cordylidae. The coding region runs from base 213 to 1985 and encodes 590 amino acids. Gene Ontology annotation, biological process: L-glutamine catabolic process.